AUGCUAGACAUUGACGAAUCAGCGACUGCCACCACACUGAAUGCCUCAGAAGGUGGUCAGACCUGGUGCUGGUAUGUUUGGGCGGCAACCGGGAGCUCUGGAUUCCAGCUAGAUGGUGUCUAUAGAAUGGAUCCAAUUGGUUAUAUGGAGGGCAUAUGGCUACUCUGGAAUACGCAGGAGCGCAAGGAACAAUUGUACUCAUUUUUGUCCCUCCGUGGCCUUGUUGGUCCACCUAUAACAAUGAUGAACAAUUGUACUGAUGAGGAUAGGCAGAUUGCAAAUUUCCUUUGGAAGUCAAAUGUGUUAGCAAGUUGUGAAGGCAAUGCAAUUCUAGUCUUUGCAAGGCCUAAUAUAAAUUUCCAUGAUUUACUUGCUUCACCAGAAAACUUCGGAGAAGACUUAGUGGUAUUGAUGCAGGACAAUGGGGGGCUCCCUGUGUUGCGUUCUAAGAGGAAGUUGUGGGUAAAGUGCAUAACUGGUGCUGUGAUAGCUGUGCUGCACUGCUGUUUGCUAUUUGUUAAGCUGUUGAGCUAUGGUGCUGCUGAGCUGAGAUGUUGCUGUGCUGAGAUGCUGCUGUGCUGGGGAUGAUUAGAGCUCUGGUUGGAGUCUGAUUUGGUUUUCUCCAAGAUCAGUCUAUCCCUGUGCAGGCAAGGCUGUUGUUAUUGCAUAACUGGCAACUGUUGCAGCUGCCAAGGAAGAAGAGGAAAUUUAUCUGAUUUUCCUUU
Ilex paraguariensis (yerba mate) is the source of this 725-nucleotide messenger RNA. The record is from the annotation of a GenBank genome assembly. Lineage: Eukaryota; Viridiplantae; Streptophyta; Magnoliopsida; Aquifoliales; Aquifoliaceae.